UAAUCAGGAACUACAGUUGGACCUUUUCACCUAGAACAAAUUGAUCUCGAUCCCGGAAUUACGCAAUACACCGAGCCGUGCUACAAUGUUUCAGCUUUGCAUAGCCAAUAACCAAUAGGUUCAAUAAACUUCCACUCUCCCUCUGAUUGCACUGUUUUGCCACAUGUCGCGACUGGAUCAUAAAUAGGUGUACAUAUGCAAUCACGUCUCUCACCGCGAUGACCUGUGGGUGCACAUCAAAUUUGGCUGCAGCAGCAUGCCGAUAAGAGGUCCCCUUAAAAGAAGAUUCUCCGCCGAAUUGGCUCAACAGUCGCUAGUGAACAGGUGAUCAGUUCGUACCGAAGGACCAAAGGACACACGAUUCAGUGGUGGUGUUGUGUGAUGAAGCUGUGGAUAGCUCUACUUGCCCUUGUGGCAGCAGUGCAUUCCGUACCGGUGAAAAACUUCUUCUACGGAACCGGUACCGAAGAGUACGUCUAUCGUUAUGUGCUAGAUGUGAGAUCGGGCGUUAUAGAAGCCAAGAAGGGCUCGCAAUAUGAAGUGAUGGCUGAUGUGCAUAUUCGACCAGAUCCCACUGGAAAUGGUACGUUUGUGUAUCUGGUUGAUCCCAAGGUUUACGUUUAUACGGGACCACUCAUGAUCAAAGGUGAUCUUCCUCAAGUAAAAACGGCAGAAAAAUCAUUUGUGCCAAUUGCCAAGGAAGCGGAAGUUAUCAAACUACCUUUCUACGUUACAUAUGAUAAGUAUGGAAUGGUGCACGAAGUGUUCACUGUUGCUGAGGAUACUCUGUGGAGUAUCAAUAUUAAAAAGGGCAUUGCAGCUGCACUUCAGCUUCCGGUCGACAAAGUUCCAGUGAAGAAAUAUGUGAAGCCUGUUGUGUUUUCCACCGUGGAAGAAAGUGUAUAUGGUUCGGUAAAUGUAACCUACGACGUGGAAUCGGUACAUGAUCACAUUGUGGUAACCAAAUCUCCUGAUUACACAACCUUCGAUAACAUGCCAUACGAUGUCUACAGCAAUGUAGAGGUAGAAAAAGUCUACAAGAAUUAUGCCAUCUGGAACACAACAUAUGCAGAAGCGAAAUACAUGGUGGUGAGCGACAAAGAUGGUGUUAAAGUGGAGGAAGUACACACCGAUAGCAUCAAAACAGUACAACCAUCAGUCUCCGAAGGUCAAGUGCAAUAUGUUGCUACUAAGCAAUAUUUUGUGUUCAAAUCGACUGUGGUUCCAUCGACUCCUUUGGAGUUCUCCAAAUUUUUGGUCUAUAAUCCGCUAUAUUUUGUACCAUCCAAAAAAUACUUCGAAUCAUAUUUCCCAUGCUUAUCAAUUGUUCCUCAUGUGGUGGAUAUGACUGUGGUUGGACCGAAAGUGCAAGCUAUGUUAUAUGAAGCUGUUGAAUAUCUCAAUGAAAACCCGAUCACAAACGUGGAAACCGAGACCAAGCACGGCCUGACUAUUACGAGGAUAGUCGAAGUAUUCAAACCAUUCACCGUCGAAAAUUUUGAACAGUUCUAUACUUUGAUUAUCAAAACCACUACUCCGAAAGACGUUGUUGCGGUUGACGUAUUCUACAAAAUAUUGCCCAUCGUUGGAACCAAAAACUCGGUGGUUUUUGUGAAAAAUCUCGUAAAGAGUCACAAAUUGAAGGAUUUUGUCUCUAGCACCAUGUUUUUCUCGCUGGGACUGAACGUACGAGUGCCGACCGUAGAGCUUCUAAAAGAAAUCGAAGAAUUCUACCAUUUUGAGAAUGAAGUGAAACCAGAGGUCGCCCACGCUGCAGUUCUGACAUUCGGUUCGUUGGUUUAUAAAACAUUCAAGUACGAUACGCACUCGCCAGUGCUGCAACAGUAUGUCAAAGUAUUCUACAAAAAGUUGAAGGAAGCAAAGACCUUCGAGGAGCAGUUGGUAUGGUUACAUGGUCUGAAAAACAUAGAAGUAGGAACUGUUUACGAGCUACUUGCUCCCAUUGUAAAAGGCGAACAGGUCUUAGAUCUGCCCUAUGAUCGUCAUCUGCGGGUUCAUGCUAUAUAUUCAUUGGAAAAAAUCCUGCACUACGACUAUGAUGAGCUAUUUGAAGUAGUCUACCCCGUAUUUGUAGAUGAAACUCUGCCUACUGAUCUACGUGUAGCUGCUUUGAAAGUUUUGCUGUCUACAGAAGAGGUUAAAUACUUUGCAAAAAUUGCUACAGUCAUGGGAACAGAAAAGAAUCCACAAGUAUACUCUUUCUUCGUAACUACCGUUGAACACAUGGCCGAAUCCUCAGUACACAAGGAAACUGAUUUCUGGCAAUACGUAAAGCAGACGGAGAAAUUCUUCAAGCACGUUGAUCCUUCUGUGGAAACAAAGGCAUUCUACUACGAUUACGUUGACAAGAAGCACUUCUUUGGAGCAUCGAUUUAUGGAAACCUGGUGGCUGAUGACAAACACAAUAAGGUUAACCAAUUUUUCAUCAACUUCAGUCCAUACGUGAUGGAUCGCCAUGUGGAUCUGUACUCUGUGUUCGUAAAGUUCGAGGGUGUUGAAAAUCCAUUGACCAUGCUGUGGCCCAAGCUAUUCAAUGUUGAACCCAAAACAGUGAAGGAACCUAUCAUUAAGCACCAUGAAAAGGAACCAGUGCAUGUAGAGUUUACUCUGAUGGCCAACGGAAAGGUUGUUUACACUACAUAUUUUGAUGAGCAAACCAUCAAAAUGUUCUACAGCCACACUUGCCUUACUAUUUUAACUACGAUGAAGUACCAGUUUACCAGCGUUUUGAAUCUUGCUGACGUGGAAGUGUUCUCUCCCACAAUGGAUGGGAUACAAACUAAAACUAAUUUUGAACUGCCAUUGAUAUCUCAGUUCAAAUACGAUGUCAUUGUACCUGUCGCCAAUAAUGUGAAUGAAAUGACGUUCUCUGUUCAUAGCUACUUCCGUAUAUGGAUGCACGGUUUCUACGGAAUUUCGGUUUACAAUCCGUUUGCCAUGACAUGGCAAGGAACCCGACGGGUCCAUGCAUUUGACUUCAGUGUACCGUUCAAUUUCGAUGUAGUCUUCAAUUUCCAGCAAAACUCAUUUAAGUUUGUGUGGACCAAGAGCACCAAUGAUGUUCAAAAUGUAGUUGGAUUCAAGACCCACGUUAAAACUCAGGUAUAUGCCAGAUCUGAUUCUGAAGUGGAUUACAUGAAGACCACCUGCCCGGAAUGCAAGCAUUUCUUAACGACAGUCGUAGAACCUGUGUAUAAGAAAAAAGAUGUUGUACUACACGAGACCCAUUCAAAGUACACUGGCCUGCACUUUUAUCUAUCCGUCUAUGACAUCGAAGAAAUGCCUCAUUUCAAAUACUUCAAAACCCUUUCUGAUAUGUUCGUUAGUGAUGCCUUCUAUGAACUUCCGGAAAUGCCGUUCUUCAAGUUCAUGAUGACCUAUUACACAUGGUUCUACACUCACUUCUUCCCACCGCAGUAUUCGACUUAUGGAGUCGUUGGCUACAUCAACCCAUGUAAGGUCUACCCAUUCGAUAAGCUCGAAGUUACCUUCAAAGUAAACACAGAAGAUGUUCCGCAUAAGUUCUGGACCACUCCUAGCUAUCAUCAAUACGUGAAAGUUUCAGCAGUUUUCAAAAAUGACCAUGACGUUGAACUUAACCACUGGGAUAUGAAUGUUCAUUUCACUCACGAAUACGGGGUCUAUUUCAAGAAAUUCAAUGUACAAGUUACGAGGAAAACUCCUGGGGAAAAGAACAUGAAUGUAUGUUUUGAUUAUGUGAAGGAUGUUGAAACAGAUUCGGUAAAUGGCAAGAUGACCUACUAUCAUGGUUACUCAUACGAUCACAAGUGUGUGAAGGACGAUAUGGUCGUUUCGGUCGGAUGGACUGGAAGCUUUUCAGAAACACAGAAAAAUUUCACCAAGAGCCCUAACUAUUCAUACAAAGAAUGCGUGAAACACUACGUUGAGAUGUACAAACCACCCACACACAACCUUUCGCCAAUUCCAAUGACAUACCAUUGCGCUGAAGCCCACACUACUGUUCGUAAGUACGUGUACAACGUAGACUAUCAGCAUGUUAUGCCAGUGUACUUGGAAGUAUUCAAACCGGUGUGGUUCUGGGUACAGCAAGUGUUCCCUGUUUACUAUGACGUUUUUGCGCACCAUCACGUACCGGAAAGUAGUUUCGUUGUCGACGUGGAAUAUCCUUUGUGGUGGGUAGAACACCCAACAGUGGAUGUUACCAUCACCACACCAGUAGACAGUUUCGUGUUCGAGCACGUCCCAUACUACAAUUGGUUCUGGUGGUUCCAACCCGAUAGCGUUGUUUUCAGCAGAUACUUUGACGUUAUGAAAACCACCGGCUACACAACCGAAUGCGUAGUAAACCCUGUGUUCAACUAUACCGGUUAUCAUUACGACGUCAGUAAAACGUCGGUCUACAAUGAAUGGACUCUAUAUGCCGCAGAUCAUCCUACGACCUACAAUUGGGCCGUCUACGUUCAGAAAUCGGAAAUGAGCUUAGUUGCUCUGAAGUUCGUGCUAAACGGUCACGUCGUUGUGGUGCAACCUGUCGUUGACAAGAUGUACGAGAAGACGGGAGUUAUGAAGUACACGUUCACCGUAGAUAGCGACAUUAUGGAAGUUAUGAAGCAUGGAGUUGUCUCGGGAGUGUAUCCAUUCAAGUACUUCAAGGUAGACAGCACCAUUGUUUUUGUGAUUCCAAACGUAUCGGUUUACGUUGUCUACGAUGGACACCAAGUAGUGAUAGAAACUGUCAAGAGCGAUAAGGUACAGUACUACGGUCAUUGUUAUGUUUGAAAUACAUUCCACUUAGAUUUUGUUGUUCAAUUGGUCUAUCAAAUAGAAGCCGAAUAGUGUA
Molecule: messenger RNA, 4843 nt
Organism: Aedes aegypti (yellow fever mosquito)
Lineage: Eukaryota; Metazoa; Arthropoda; Insecta; Diptera; Culicidae
Exons: 7
Coding region: 382-4782 (1466 amino acids)
Biological process (GO): lipid transport
Molecular function (GO): lipid carrier activity
Source: RefSeq, a predicted model, not a curated record